Fusarium pseudograminearum CS3096 is the source of this 1383-nucleotide messenger RNA. RefSeq lists its product as uncharacterized. Bases 1 to 1383 code for a protein of 460 amino acids. The transcript is spliced from 3 exons. The record is from RefSeq and is a predicted model, not a curated record. Gene Ontology annotation, molecular function: alpha-amylase activity; calcium ion binding. Lineage: Eukaryota; Fungi; Ascomycota; Sordariomycetes; Hypocreales; Nectriaceae. Gene Ontology annotation, biological process: carbohydrate metabolic process.
AUGAAGCUUCUUCAACUUGCCGCCCUGGUGGCUUCCAUUAGCCCAUUCGCUAACGCAGCAGACGCAAACGCCUGGAAGUCGCGAAACAUUUACUUUGCCCUCACAGAUCGUGUUGCGCGCAGUGAUAGCGAUAGCGGUGGCAAUGCCUGCAGCAAUCUCGGAAACUAUUGUGGCGGAACCUUCAAGGGUCUUGAGGCCAAGCUGGACUACAUCAAGGGCAUGGGAUUCGAUGCUAUCUGGAUCACUCCCGUUGUUGAGAACACGGAUGGUGGAUACCACGGAUACUGGGCCAAGGAUCUGUAUGAGGUGAACGCGAAGUAUGGAACCAAGGACGACUUGAAGAGUCUGGUCAAGACUGCACACAGCAAGAACAUCUAUGUUAUGGCCGAUGUGGUAGCAAACCACAUGGGUAAAGGCAUCCAGGAUCACAAACCUGAGCCGCUCAACCAACAGAGCUCUUACCACUCUCCUUGCGCGAUCGACUACAACAACCAGAACAGCAUCGAGCAGUGUGAGAUUGCCGGCCUUCCUGAUCUCAACACCGGCAGCGCCACAGUUAAGAAGGUCCUCAAUGACUGGAUCUCAUGGCUUGUCACCGAAUACAGCUUCGAUGGUAUCCGUAUCGACACCGUCAAGCACGUUGAGAAGAGCUUCUGGCCUGAUUUCCAGAAGGCGGCCGGUGUCUAUGCCAUUGGCGAAGUCUGGGAUGGAAGCCCAGAUUACCUCGCUGGCUACUCAAAGGUCAUGCCCGGUCUGUUGAACUACGCCAUUUACUACCCCAUGAACCGCUUCUAUCAGCAGAAGGGUGACCCAUCUGCCGUGGUCGACAUGUACAACGAGAUCAGCCAAAAGUUCGAUGACCCCACGGUUCUCGGAACGUUCAUAGACAACCACGAUAACCCUCGAUGGUUGAGUCAGAAGAACGACAAAGCCCUCCUCAAGAAUGCUCUCGCCUAUGUUAUCCUCUCCCGCGGCAUUCCCAUCGUCUACUACGGUACCGAGCAGGGUUACGCUGGAGGUAAUGACCCUGCCAACCGCGAGGAUCUCUGGCGCAGCAGCUUCAAGACAGACUCGGACCUUUACCAGACUAUCUCAAAGCUCGGAAAGGCCCGCUCUGCUGUUGGCGGUCUCGCAGGAAAUGACCAGAAGUUCCUCAAGUCCAAUGACAGCGCACUCAUCUGGAGCCGUGCUAAUAACGAUCUGAUCGUGGUGACCAUGAACCGAGGACAGGGAUUCUCUGGACAAUACUGUUUCAACACUGGCGCGAACAACAAAACGUGGGACAGAGUGCUAGGCCAGGGCACUGUCAAGUCUGACGGCAACGGCCAGCUUUGUGUCAGCUACACAAACGGCGAACCUGAGGUUCUUGUUGCGGCCAACUAG